This is a messenger RNA of Zerene cesonia (dogface butterfly), 905 nucleotides long. RefSeq names its product moesin/ezrin/radixin homolog 1-like (gene Moe). The annotation marks the transcript as partial. The transcript has 7 exons. The record is from RefSeq and is a predicted model, not a curated record. Gene Ontology annotation, biological process: regulation of cell shape; regulation of organelle assembly; positive regulation of protein localization to early endosome. Gene Ontology annotation, cellular component: microvillus; plasma membrane; filopodium. Lineage: Eukaryota; Metazoa; Arthropoda; Insecta; Lepidoptera; Pieridae. Gene Ontology annotation, molecular function: cell adhesion molecule binding; actin binding.
UGAUAAAAUGUGGUAACCCGGCGUACCACGUCACGCAGUUGUCACAUCAUAUCGCGAUAUUUUUGUGAGUCUUUUGGGUGUGUGCUUUCUUCAUGUGUGUUUUGCUACUUAUGUGGAUUAUUAGGUGAUAUUCUUCUUUUACCGGAUUGCAAUCCUAAACCGCAAAAAUGCCAAAAUCGAUAUUAGCAUAUAUAAAUAAAGCAAUAGGUGGUUCAAGUGAAAAUCACUUGAUGAACGUCCGGGUGACGACGAUGGACGCGGAGCUGGAGUUCGCGAUCCAGCAGACGACGACCGGCAAACAGCUCUUCGACCAGGUGGUGAAGACAAUCGGCCUGCGCGAGGUCUGGUUCUUCGGGCUCCAGUACACCGACUCGAAGGGAGACCUGACGUGGAUCAAGCUGUAUAAGAAGGUGAUGCAACAGGACGUGAAGAAGGAGAACCCGCUGCAGUUCAAGUUCCGCGCCAAAUUCUACCCCGAGGAUGUCGCCGAUGAGCUCAUUCAGGAGAUCACGUUGAAACUGUUCUACCUGCAGGUGAAAAAUGCGAUCCUAUCAGAUGAAAUCUACUGCCCCCCCGAGACGUCAGUUCUGCUCGCGUCCUACGCGGUGCAGGCGAGGCACGGGGACCACAACUCGUCCAUACACGGCCCCGGCUUCCUGGCCAAUGACCGUCUGCUGCCGCAGCGUGUCACCGACCAGCAUAAGAUGUCCCGCGAAGAGUGGGAGCAGAGCAUCACGAACUGGUGGCAGGAGCACCGCGGGAUGCUGCGCGAGGACGCCAUGAUGGAGUACCUCAAGAUCGCGCAGGACCUCGAGAUGUACGGCGUGAACUACUUCGAGAUACGCAACAAGAAGAACACGGAGCUGUGGCUCGGCGUCGACGCGCUUGGUCUCAACAUAUACGAG